AUGGUUUAUCACAAACAACUUGGUCGAAAGUCGUCCAAUGCUGCGUGGGCAGCAAGUGGAGAAACUCCGCUAACUGUAGUUCGACGCAGUCAUUUCGCUCCAAAAACGUUAUUUUGUAUCUUCUUCAAGACCACCGUCCCUGUUUUAAUCCAUCAUGUGGAAAGAGGGCAAACUAUUGAUCAUGACUAUUACAUCAAUAAUUGUUUACAACCCCUUGUCAACGAAAUCCAAAAGCAAAGACCGUCAUCGGGUACACAUGCAAUUAAAAUUCAUCACGAUAAUGCGAGACCCCAUGUUCAUAAAGAUGUUUCUACUUAUCUCGAAUCACAAGGCAUCAUGAAAAUGUUACAACCACCGAAUUCUCCGGACCUCACACCGUGCGAUUUUUUGGUUAUUCGACUUGAUCAAACAAAGUCUAACAGAUCCAAGAAGCUCAGUAUCAUUGCAUCGUGCCGUAACCAAAGUCAUGUUUUCGAUUAA
Molecule: messenger RNA, 480 nt
Organism: Rotaria socialis
Lineage: Eukaryota; Metazoa; Rotifera; Eurotatoria; Philodinida; Philodinidae
Source: the annotation of a GenBank genome assembly